Messenger RNA from Adineta steineri, 3780 nucleotides. NCBI's taxonomy places the organism in Eukaryota, Metazoa, Rotifera, Eurotatoria, Adinetida, Adinetidae. The record is from the annotation of a GenBank genome assembly.
AUGACUGAUAGAGAACCAUUAUUGAAAAAAAGUGCUAAAUUAUCCUAUGAUGCUGAUAAUGAUCAAGAUAAACGACGUAAACGACGAUUCUCACUUAACACUUUUUCCGGUUGGCGUCAAUGGUUUUUUAAGCAAGAGGAUACUGUACAAGUAGUUAAUGAUCCUGAUGGGAUAGACACUAAUGAGCUGGUUCAUGUUUUUGAAUUAUUUCGUUUUUCUGAUCGUACUGACUAUAUAUUGAUGAUUAUUGUCAUGUGUCUAUUGAUAGUAUUUGUUGGUGGUCUUACAGCUAGUCAAGUUGUUUUUGGUCAGUUGAUAGGAUUAUUUGCUCAAGUAUCAUUUACUGAAAAUUGUAAUCUUCAACAUCAAACUUUGGAUAUAAGCAAAUAUAAAUGUCCACUGGGUAUCGAACUCAAUUCAGCGAGCAGUACUCGUCUACUUAAAUUGUGUCAUAUUAACAAUGCUACGUUGACAUCAAAUUCAAUUCCAGUACCGUCUUCGUUUCGAACACAAGUUAUGCAUCCAAUUCGUUGGUUGUUUAUUAUUGGUGUGGUUGAAUUUAUAUGUGGUAUAACUUUAUAUGUUCUCUGGACAAUUUCAGUGAAAAGACAAGCAUCAUGUAUGAGUGUUCGUCUCUUUCAAUCUAUUCUACAACGGAUAAUCGCUGUCGAAGAAAUGAAUGUAUUGAAUUCAUAUUCAAAAGCUGGACAAAUUGCUGAAGAAGUAUUUAGUUCACUUCGAACGGUUCAUUCACUCAAUGGUGCUAAAUUUGAACAAAAACGAUACGAAAACGAAUUGUAUCCUACUACUCAAAGUAGUAUUCGACAAGGUUCUGUAUUUGGUAUAUUUGCUGGUUGGUUAUCCUUUGGUACAUAUCUUGUUUAUGCAGUCGGCUUUAUGUUUGGAUGCGUGAUUGUCACUAAUCGAAAUUCACAAACAAUGAGUUUUACUGAUAUUACUAUCGUUGUUACCGUCUUUGCACAAUCUAUGGCUCUAUUUAGUUAUAUUGGUCCAUUUCUUCAAUCAGUUUCAGAAGCUCGAGGUGCUGCAGUACCAAUAUUUCGACUUAUUGAUGCCGAAGACGAUGCAAAAAUAAAUGAACCAGAAAUAUGGGAAGACGAUAAAUCCAAUAAACAACUCGUUGGUAUCAAUGCUGAUAUUAAAUUUGAUAAUGUCAACUUCGUUUAUCCAUCUCGAAAAGAUAUGUCUAUUUUAAAGAACUUUAACUUUACUGCUCGUACUGGUCAAACAACUGCUAUUGUAGGCUCAAGUGGUUGUGGAAAAAGUACAUGCCUAUCACUUCUUCUACGUUAUUAUGAACCUUCAUCAGGACGUAUUUUGAUCAAUGGACAUCCAAUUCAAAAUUACAAUCUUAAACAAUUUCGACAAACGAUUGGAGUUGUUAGUCAAGAACCUAUACUUUUUGCUGCUAGUAUUUUUGAAAAUAUUCGUUUCGGUAAAGUAACUGCUACACAAGCAGAAAUUGAAGAAGCAGCACGACAAGCAAAUGCACAUAAUUUCAUCAUGGAACUACCUAAUAAAUAUGAAACGCUCGUUGGUGAACGUGGUGUACAAUUGAGUGGUGGUCAAAAACAACGUAUCGCUUUAGCUCGUGCUCUUGUCAAACAACCCACUAUACUUUUAUUAGACGAAGCAACUAGUGCACUUGAUAAUGCUAGCGAAAAAAUUGUUCAAGAAGCACUUGACAGAGCAUAUCAAGGUCGUACAACUAUAGUAAUUGCUCAUCGUCUGAGUACAAUUCAAAAUGCUGAUCAUAUAUAUGUAGUAGAUAAGGGAAGUGUGAUUGAAGAAGGCACACAUGAAACAUUGAUGGCAAAAGAAGGAGGUAAAUAUCAAGAAAUGAUUAAAAAUCAACAAAUAGACAAAGUAACUGGUGAUGAACAUGAUACAGUCGGAGAAGUAAAAGUAGAUGAAGAAAUUGAACAACAAACUGGUGAACGAUCUCGUCUAUUUAGUGAUAAACAAGUUGGUGAUACAAACGAAGAAAGUUCAACUUCAGAAGAUGAGCACGCUGUUUUUCUAAGACUUUUGUCAAUGAACAAACCAGAAUGGUUUUCUCUUCUCGUCGGUGCUAUAGCAAGUAUAAUCAAUGGAGUAUCUAUAUUACUCUUUGCAUAUCUAAUUGCUCAUACCAUCCAUCAUUUUACCGAUUGUGAUUACAAUGAACGGCGUCGCAAGGUAUUCAUUUUCUGUUUACUCCUUGUAUUAAUGGGUCUUCUUAUAUGGACGUUUCGUUAUAUUCAAUACACAGCUUUUGCUAUAUCGGGAUCAAGAUUAACGGAACGUAUUCGUUCAAAAGCAUUUGAAUGUCUUCUUCGACAAGAAGUCGCUUAUUUCGAUCGACCAGAAAACAGUACUGGUGCUAUAUGUGCUCGUCUUUUUACAGAUGCAUCAGCUGUACAACAAAUGACUGGUACAAGAUUAGGUGUUAUUUGUGAAACUUUAGCACUUAUCUGUUUCGGUGUAUUAUUUGGUAUUUUCUUAAGUUGGCAAUUAACAUUGAUUGCUUUGUUUCCAUUUCUUCUUCUUAUUCCUGCUAUGUAUCUCAAUGUUCGCUUAGAAAUGUGGUUAGAUGGAAUGUGUAGUCGCAUUCGUGAACAAGCAAACAUGAUUGCAGUUGAAGUUAUUAACAAUAUGCGUACAGUUAAACAGUUAUCUGCAGAAACAGAAUUGUUGAAUAAAUAUUCUGACCUUAUACAUCAAACAGACAAAUUAUAUCAAAAAUAUUCUUUACUAUCCACAAUACCCUAUGGUUUAUUUUGGAUGCUUGAUGCGUACACAACGGCAUUUCUAUAUUGGUAUGCUCUUAUACGUCUUGAAAAGAAUCAAUUUACAAUAGAUCAUGUCAUAGUAAUUAUUGCUUUUGUCGUUUUUGUUAUGCAAGCAAUGAGAAGUAUCGAAACUAUGGCUCAACAAAUUGGUUCAUCUUUAUCUGCGGUUACAACAUUUUUUAACUUAUUCGAUCGAAUACCAACUAUUGAUAAUACAUCAGAAGAAGGAGAACACUUGGCUAAUUUUCGUGGAGAGAUUGAAUUUGAUCAAGUUCAAUUUGCCUAUCCUACUCGUCCAACAGUUACUGUUCUCAAUAAAUUUCAAUUAAAAAUUAAAUCAGGUCAACGUGUGGCAUUUGUCGGUGCAUCUGGUUGUGGUAAAUCUACUACCACUCACUUAUUGGAACGAUUCUAUGAUGUUGGACUUGGUCAAUUACUUCUUGAUGGUACUGAUAUUCGACAAUUGAGUAUUCAUUGGAUUCGUUCUCAAUUGGGUCUUGUUGGUCAAGAACCAGUUUUGUUCAAUUUAACAAUUGCUCAAAAUAUCGCCUAUGGAUUAGAAAAUAUCCCAGAAGACGAUAUUAUUCGUGCAGCAAUGAAAGCGAACAUUCAUGACUUUAUUCAACGAUUACCUCUACGUUAUGAAACAAAAGUAGGAAUGAAAGGCAGCUUCUUAUCAGGUGGUGAAAAACAACGUAUUGCCAUUGCUCGAGUACUUCUGCGACGACCAAAAAUAUUGUUAUUAGAUGAAGCUACAAGUGCAUUAGAUUCAUACAAUGAACAAGUAGUACAACAAGCACUUGAAAAAGCUCAAACAGAAGAUCCUAAUCGAACAUCAUUGAUUAUUGCUCAUCGUCUUUCAACUAUACAAUCAUGUGAUUUAAUUUGUGUUAUUGAUAACGGACAUAUAAUUGAAAGUGGUACUCAUACAGAAUUAAUACAACAACGUGGUGCUUAUUAUGCAAUGCUUCCUAAAGAUAAUUUAUGA